Messenger RNA from Arabidopsis lyrata subsp. lyrata, 4520 nucleotides. Its product is annotated as TMV resistance protein N. NCBI's taxonomy places the organism in Eukaryota, Viridiplantae, Streptophyta, Magnoliopsida, Brassicales, Brassicaceae. The record is from RefSeq and is a predicted model, not a curated record. The transcript has 5 exons. Gene Ontology annotation, biological process: signal transduction; defense response. Gene Ontology annotation, molecular function: ADP binding. The coding region runs from base 249 to 4376 and encodes 1375 amino acids.
GGCUUUUCUUUCUUUCUUUUUUUCUUUUUUUGUGCACCAGAAAUUGGCUUUUAAACUAAAAUAUAUCUGAUAAAAAGCCAAAACUAGAAAUAUCUGAAUUAGGGGUUUCCCAAAAUCGCAAGCUUUGUCUUCAUCGUGUCUAGUCAAAAAAUUGUAAUCCAGUAUCUGGUAACGUCUUCGAUCGUGAUUGCGAAAUUGAGCUAUCGAUUGCUUCUCAGAGUUGACUAAGAAGGAGGGGGAGAUCGGAGAUGGAAUCUGAGGUUGUUUCGAAGCCGCAUAGGCUCAAGUAUGACGUCUUCCUCAGUUUCCGAGGCGCAGACACGCGCGAUAACUUCGGAGGGCGUCUCUAUGAAGCGCUAAUGAAAAAGGUUCGGGUCUUCCGCGACAACGAAGGUAUGAAACGCGGGGAUGAGAUCGGUUCAAGUCUUCAGGCAAGCAUGGAGGACUCUGCUGCUUCGGUCAUCGUCUUAUCGCCUAACUAUGCUAACUCUCACUGGUGCUUAGAUGAAUUAGCUAUGCUCUGCGAUCUUAAAUCAUCAUCUCUGGAUCGUCGCAUGUUACCUGUUUUUUAUAUGGUCGAUCCCUCGCAUGUCCGCAAACAGAGCGGCGAUUUCGACAAGGAUUUUCAAAAACUCGCCAAAACAUUUAGCGAGGCGGAGAUAAAACGAUGGAAAGACGCUAUGAAAUUAGUUGGAAAUCUUGCUGGAUAUGUUUGCCACAAGGACUCGAAGGAGGAUGAUAUAAUAGAGCUUGUGGUGAAAAGGGUUUUAGCUGAAUUGAGCAAUACACCAGAGAAAGUGGGAGAAUACAUUGUGGGCCUAGAAUCACCUAUGAAGGAUUUGAUGGACCUGAUCGUCGCUGAAUCCAGUUCUGGCGUACAAGUCUUGGGACUUUAUGGUAUGGGUGGUAUUGGCAAGACUACCCUUGCAAAAGCCUUUUAUAACAAGAUUGUCGGAAACUUCAAGCAACGAGCUUUCAUCUCAGACAUUAGAGAAAGAUCAUCAGCCGAAGAUGGGUUAGUCAAUCUUCAAAAAUCUCUCAUCAAGGAACUUUUUCGUUUGGUAACUGAAAUAGAGGAUGUUAGCAGAGGCCUGGAAAAGAUAAAGGAAAAUGUUCAUGAUAAGAAGAUUAUUGUGGUUUUAGAUGAUGUUGAUCACAUAGACCAGGUUAAUGCCUUGGUUGGCGAAACAAGAUGGUAUGGUCAAGGAACUCUUAUAGUCAUCACUACUAGAGAUUCUGAGAUUCUGAGUAAGCUCUCAGUGAACCAACAGUAUGAGGUCAAGUGCUUGACUGAGUCGCAGGCGUUGCAACUGUUUAGUUAUCAUUCACUACGAAAAGAAAAACCAACAGAUAAUUUGAUGGAGUUAUCCACGAAGAUUGUCCGGAUUUCGGGACUAUUGCCGCUGGCAGUUGAAGUGUUUGGAUCCCUUUUGUAUGACAAGAAGGAGGAAAAGGAAUGGCAAACUCAACUGGAUAAGCUGAAAAAGACCCAACCAGGCAAUCUUCAGGAUGUUCUGGCACUGAGUUUCGAAUCUUUAGACGAUGAAGAAAAGAAAGUAUUCCUCGACAUUGCCUGUCUCUUUCUCAGAAUGCAAAUAACAAAAGAAGAAGUUGUUGAGGUUUUGAAAGGAUGUGGAUUUAACGCUGAGGCUGCUCUAAGUGUCCUCAGGCAGAAAUCUCUUGUUAAGAUCUUCGCAAAUGAUACUCUUUGGAUGCAUGAUCAGAUUAGAGACAUGGGUAGGAAGAUGGACCUUACUGAAAUUCAUGGGGAUCCUAGCAUACGAAGUAGACUCUGGGAUCGUGCUGAAAUUAUGACUGUGUUGAACAAUAUGAAGGGAACAUCAUCCAUCCAAGGAAUCGUAUUUGACUUCAAAAAGAAGCCUGCUUGGGACCCGAGUGCAGAAGAUAUUGCGUUGAGGAAUCUACAGAAAAGUCCGGGCAUCAAAUCUGUGUAUAGUUACCUGAAGAAUAAAUUUAUACCAUUUCGAGAAGAGGAAAAGCCAAAAAGUUCUGAAAUUACAAUUCGGGUAGAGCCUUUCGUACCAAUGAUUAAGUUGAGACUUCUUCAGAUUAAUCAUGUGAACCUGGAAGGGAAUCUAAAACUUCUCCCACCUGAACUCAAGUGGAUACAGUGGAAAGGUUGCCCAUUAGAAAAUCUCCCUCCAGAUUUUCUUGCUGGGCAACUUGCUGUUCUUGAUCUUUCAGAGAGUCGAAUAAGACGAGUCCAAAGUUUGCGUAGCAAAGGGGUUGAUGAGAACUUGAAGGUUAUAAAUUUGCGUGGUUGCCACAGCUUAGAAGCCAUUCCGGAUUUGUCAAACCAUAAAGCCCUAGAGAAGCUUGUUUUUGAGCGAUGCAACCUUCUGGUGAAGGUUCCUAGAUCAGUUGGUAAUCUGAGAAAAUUGCUUCAGCUGGACCUCAGAAGGUGCUCAAAGCUUUCUGAAUUUCUUGAGGAUGUUUCUGAACUGAAGUGUCUUGAAAAACUUUUCCUCUCUGGCUGUUCAAAUCUAAGCGUGUUACCAGAAAACAUUGGUUCCAUGCCAUGUUUGAAAGAGCUUCUUCUUGAUGGAACUGCGAUAAGUAACUUACCGGACUCUAUUUUUUGCCUCCAAAAGCUUGAAAAGCUUAGUCUAAUGGGUUGCAGGUCUAUUCAAGAGCUACCUACGUGCGUAGGAAAAUUGACAUCACUGGAAGAGCUAUAUCUUGAUGAUACCGCUUUGCAAAAUCUUCCAGAUUCUAUUGGAAAUCUAAAAAAUCUCCAGAAGCUGCAUUUCAUGCACUGUGCAUCCCUUUCUAAGAUACCUGACACUAUCAAUGAGCUCAAAUCAUUGAAGGAAUUAUUUCUCAAUGGAAGCGCAGUGGAGGAGCUACCUCUAAACCCUGGCUCACUGCCAGAUUUGUCUGACUUAUCAGCAGGAGGUUGCAAAUUUCUGAAACAUGUUCCGAGUUCAAUUGGUGGAUUAAAUUAUCUUCUUCAACUUCAGUUGGAUAGGACCCCAAUUGAAACUCUACCAGAGGAGAUUGGUGACUUGCAUUUUCUUCACAAACUUGAGUUGAGGAAUUGCAAAUCUCUGAAGGGUCUACCUGAAUCAAUCAAAGAUAUGGAUCAACUCCACAGCUUAUACCUUGAAGGCUCUAACAUUGAGAAUUUGCCGGAAGAUUUUGGCAAGCUGGAAAAGCUAGUCUUACUCCGAAUGAACAACUGUAAAAAGCUUAGGGGGCUUCCUGAAUCAUUUGGAGACUUGAAAUCUCUUCACCGUCUGUUCAUGCAGGAAACUUCGGUGACAAAGUUACCAGAAAGUUUUGGAAACCUUUCAAAUCUAAGGGUAUUGAAAAUGCUGAAGAAGCCUUUUUUUAGAAGUUCUGAAAGUGAAGAACCUCAUUUUGUAGAACUACCAAACUCUUUCUCGAACCUCUCGUCGCUUGAGGAACUGGAUGCUCGCAGUUGGGCAAUAUCGGGUAAAAUCCCAGAUGAUCUUGAGAAGUUGACGUCUAUGAAGAUACUGAAUCUGGGGAAUAAUUAUUUUCACAGCCUUCCGUCUAGCCUCAAAGGGUUAUCAAAUCUCAAAAAACUUUCAUUGUAUGACUGCCGAGAGCUCAAGUGUCUCCCCCCUCUUCCGUGGAGACUGGAGCAGCUAAUCCUUGCAAACUGCUUUUCAUUGGAGAGUAUAUCCGACCUUUCCAACCUGAAGUUCUUGGAUGAGCUCAAUCUCACAAACUGUGAGAAAGUGGUUGAUAUUCUAGGCCUAGAGCACUUGACGGCUCUGAAACGAUUAUACAUGAGUGGCUGUAACUCCACCUGCUCCCUUGCAGUAAAGAGAAGACUUUCCAAGGCUUCUUUGAAAUUGCUGUGGAAUCUGAGCUUGCCUGGAAACAGAAUCCCAGACUGGUUCUCACGAGGCCCUCUUACGUUCUCAGCUCAACCGAAUAGAGAGCUCAGAGGCGUAGUCCUUGCUGUUGUUGUGGCUCUUAACCAAGACACGGGAGAUGACUACCAACUGCCUGAUGUGUUGGAAGUUCAAGCCCAAAUUCUUAAACUUGGCCUAGCCUUAUACACCCACACAUUGCACCUCUCUGGAGUGCCUAGAACAAGUUAUGAUCAACUCCAUAUCUGCCGUUACUCAGAUUUGCACCCAAUGGUUAUGACAAUGAAAGACGGGUACACCAUCCAGGUGAUCAAACGAGAACCGCCGAUCAAAAAAGGCGUUAAGCUAAGGAUGCAUGGGAUUCAUCUGGUUUACGAAGGGGAUGAUGAUUUUCAAGGCGAAGAACAUUUGUUAACCGAGGCACAACGAACGGUCUCUCAGAAACUUGCCAAUUUUUUCCGCUUUUCCGAAGAAGGUGAAACCAGCUCAGAAAGUGACUCUACUGUUGCAUGAUGUUCUACCAUAGAGAAGUUAAGAAACUACACAAUCUUAUCAAUACAAACUGUUUGUUGUUCUCUUUUUUUCCCGUUUUUUUUUGACAUCAAUUUGUUUGUUUCUGCUCAUAUAAUAAGAUUUGGUGAUGUGGCUUUUGUGUUA